UCUGUCAAAAGGAGAUUUUUUUGAUUUCGAAAUUAGUUGUCAAUUUGUAUGGGACAAGACCACCUGAUAUUCAUACACUUUGGUUUAAAAAACCGCCGAACGGCACAGGUACCAGAAAUCGCACCCCAUUAAAUGUUUCGAGAGUGCUAGGUGUCGAUCAAAAGUUUCCAUUAUGAAAGAUAUAACGUUUAUUUCUUCGAGUUAUAUUUCCCUCCGCGAAGCGUUCCUCAGCGUGCCUGUACCGGCGAAUCAGUUCAGCCUUCUAAUGCCCACGCAGGACAAUGAACUCGCUGGAUGUGAAACGUUGGACGAUAUUUACGAAGUGUGUGCAUUGCACAGUUUAAACUGCAGCUUGGAUGAGUUCCAGGUGAUAGACAAGCAACUGUUAAAUUGCAUUUUUGGAACGAAAUUUUCCACCCAUUUGCUCGGUGGCGGCCUCAAUAAGUUCAGUCUGUCAGAGCCAGCUGUAGUCACCAAAGCCAAGGAGCAAACGGUGUGCAAAACGCGCACCAUCGCUGGACGUCCUUCGUGGCGCAUUUCACUGGGUACGAAGCUAGACCCAAAGCCAGCAUCAGCUGCCAAGCUACCGGAGUGGUUAGUUGGAACGGAUCGUCAGAAACUUUACAAUAUGGAAGCACUAGACGGUACCGGAAAACGGCUUGACCUGAUGCUCAUGGGCGUAGGCGAGCCGAAAGUGUCCCGUGAGAAUGGAACGGAUCCACUGAAAAUGCAGUCCGCUCGGAUUGCAUCGCUGCUGCCAGUGUUGCUGCUACUGCUGCUGGCAGCCCUGGCCGAUGGAUGGCCGUACCCGCGACCCCUGCCACAGAACCUACGCCGACUGCCGAGGCGGAACGACUUCGUUGCCUACAAUUUGCACCGCGUCAUACGCCCGCGGGACGUUAACGAUCUGGACGUCGACCAGGCACGGAAGGCCAUGCACGAUGUGCACGAAACGAUCGCCGAAGUGCAACGACUUUUGGCCCUCGAUCCUUCGCUUCCCAGGCUAACAAGGGGAGAAAUCGAGGAACUGUUUGAAAAUGUGACACGAGAAGAGUUUGCCAAAUCGCUCCGCGCCGGCGACCAUAAUCGGGCCCAGCACAUGCGUGCCCUUAUGUUGGUGCUACCCUACCACACCAACAAUAUGUCGCCGGAAAAUAUGCAAAAAAUCUACACCCGGCCACCGGUGACGCGCAUCGUUGGGGCUGCUUCCCCAGACAUGAAAACGGGCGCCACCGAUACGUUCCCGGUGACGCCGGCAAGAUCUGUAGCGACCACCACCACGACGGCACCAACGGUACCACCGCGUAUUACCACGACCGCUGCCAUCCCGGUAACGACGAUCCGAUUUACAACUCCUCGUCCAACCACCUUCCAUCCGACACUCCCGGAGCGGAUGCGUGAUGCCUCCUUCCGGAAGGAGAAUGUGAACGAUCUUCUUGCAUCGAUCGGACUGACCCAAAGCUCGGAGGAACUUUCGACGCCGCCAACGUUCCGUCCACUGCCCGCCACGAUGACGACGAUACCGCCUUCCCUUCCAGCCGUACCGGCAACCGCUGACGACACCCUGAACAAUGCGAUCAAUGUGGAUGAUCCGAAGGUGGCACAGGAACUGAAGGAGCUGCUGCGUUCGUUCGGUUUGCUAAAGGAAGCGGACAGCGAUGCCAGUGCGAAUAGUCCACAGCCACACGCGGAACGUCUGGUGGACAUUCAGCCAUCGGCGCUGGUCCUGCACGAACCGUUGAAGGUGGAAGAAUCUACACCUUUUACGGUCGAGGAAUCGAAACAACCCGCUAUCGAGAUUAAAACGGGAGGACUAACACAGGCGAACGUAAAGCCGGAUGACUACGUCGCCUUUAAGCCUCUAUCGAUCGGAUCUUCCACGGACGAUGGUGACGAUGCUAAGCCAAUAGACGAAGAGCUGGACGCACUGCUCAAGUCUUUCGGUCUGCUAGGCCCGGGCGCUCGUAACAAAAAGUCAAUGCAUCCGGAACCAACGCAAAAACCACCGAUGGUAAUGAACUCGGUCCCGUCCAUCGAUGCCGACCUGGUUGCACCCCAGCUAAUGUCGGUGCUGGACACGCUCGGCAUACAGAUGAAGCCCUCCGGGGGCUUACCCGCAUCGACGGGAACGACCACCCCAGCGCCAUUGGUUCGACGGCGUGAGAAAACACCCCGCAAACUGGACCCACCCGCCGACCAAACGCCAUCGGCCGCCAAUUUCCGUGUCAGCAACGAAGACUACCGCAAGCUGGAGCAGCUGUGGCAGACGGUGAAGCAGCUCGAGCAGCUGAAUGCAACGCUGACGGACGAUUCGCUCGACGUGCUUAACCCGAAGCACUACGAUCUCAGCCCGUCGCUGCUUGCCCAGGGUCCGGAUCCGCUGCUCGAAGGCUUGGACGCACGGGAACGGCUGAACGAGAUCAAGAAGCGCCAGGAACCGGCCACCACCAGUACGGUUACCGCAGAGGUACAACCGAAGGACGAUGAAACAUCGGUCACGGAAAGCGACAGUCCGACCCGGUUUAGCUUGCAGCUUAACACGAACGCAGGCGGUAGCGAUGACACCGAACAGGUGGUGCAGCCAACGGCGACAACGGAAGCCACAGAGGUGGUAGACACGACGACAACGAACGAGCCCACUACCACGACCAGCACCAGCACGACGACGGAAAGUGCCCGCAGUGCUGCCCUGGAGGACUCGUUCCCCUCGUCCGAUCUGGCCGGUGAUCCCGUGAAUGAGGAACCGCUGCCGCCACCGCGCCGCAAUGGGUUCUACUUCCUGUACGACUGGAACACGUUCCUGGAGGUGGGCGAAGAGCCGAACAAGGUCAUCAUUCGGUACAACCCACGGGCGGGAGAUCCUAGCCGCUUCCUACCGGUCACCGUGCCGUAGAGGGGGUGUGUUCCGGUGAACGUUCCGGACUGCAUCGAGAGCCCGGGGUUGUAAAAACGCGUAAAAGUAAACGGCGGGAAAAGGAUGCAAAUAGCUCUUCCUUCGAGGGGUUCCGCAAGCAAGCGUGUGUACAUAGUAUAGAUCCCUUCCUUGUGUGUACGUUUAGUAGAGAUGAGAUGUAGGAACUAAAUUAACACGUUUUAUUUAUUAUUCUUCUUUCCGCGAACGGACGGAAAGGAGGGUGGCUUCAGGUACUAGUUAAGAAGUUAAGAAGGCAGAUUUCGCAUUGCACAGCAGCAGCGGCGGCGGUGGGUAUGACCAAUAACUAGGCUUUACGGAUACGGGACAAUAGAAGAAGGAGCUGGAGUUGUAUAUCUCCCCGUCGAGAUGUAGAGAGGGCAAGGACAGAUGAUUUUAAUGCCCUCUUACUUAUCGUGCACUCUAACGAUCCUCGUUUUUUGUAUAGAAACACACCGAUCUAGUUUGAAAUAGGGAAAAUAAAGAGAAUACAUUUAA
Molecule: messenger RNA, 3409 nt
Organism: Anopheles gambiae (African malaria mosquito)
Lineage: Eukaryota; Metazoa; Arthropoda; Insecta; Diptera; Culicidae
Exons: 4
Coding region: 173-2893 (906 amino acids)
Source: RefSeq, a predicted model, not a curated record